This is a messenger RNA of Chelmon rostratus (copperband butterflyfish), 2288 nucleotides long. RefSeq names its product SMAD family member 9 (gene smad9). The coding region runs from base 454 to 1857 and encodes 467 amino acids. NCBI's taxonomy places the organism in Eukaryota, Metazoa, Chordata, Actinopteri, Chaetodontiformes, Chaetodontidae. The transcript has 8 exons. The record is from RefSeq and is a predicted model, not a curated record. Gene Ontology annotation, cellular component: heteromeric SMAD protein complex. Gene Ontology annotation, molecular function: I-SMAD binding; RNA polymerase II cis-regulatory region sequence-specific DNA binding; DNA-binding transcription factor activity, RNA polymerase II-specific. Gene Ontology annotation, biological process: anatomical structure morphogenesis; SMAD protein signal transduction; regulation of transcription by RNA polymerase II.
GCGCACGCACAAACACACAUACAGACACACACCUUGGCUGGGCUGGUGUGCUGGCCUGAACACUUACAGACAGGGAAGUUUCUGCGCGCACAGGACCGUCUGCGGUGCACUUGUUAUCACAACAGAGAUGAUUGAAACCUGACCUGGAUUUCUGACUGUGCGAGGAAUAACCUUCCCUGCAGGAGGCUUCUAGUCCAGAGCUGCCGGAUCCCUUCUGUGCCAACACAGAGAGGGGAUUUGGGUGUUUGCGCUGCACUGGCGGGAGUUCAAGUCCUCCACGGCGGGAUACAAAAAGCAGCCUCUGUUUACACAGACUCAUCGCGCUGCCUCUUUCAUCCUUACCUCUGUCCUGGCUUCUCAUUAUUUGCCUCCUCGCUCCUGUCCUCGAGGGAACUUUAAAUCCCUUUUACAGCGCCCAUCAGCUCAUCUCGCCACCCAUUUACCCAUCUCAUAAUGAACUCCUCUGCCUCCAUUACGUCCCUGUUCUCCUUCACCAGCCCAGCGGUGAAGCGCCUGCUCGGCUGGAAACAAGGGGAUGAGGAGGAGAAGUGGGCGGAAAAGGCUGUGGACUCUCUAGUGAAGAAAUUAAAGAAGAAGAAAGGGGCCAUGGAGGAGCUGGAGAGAGCCCUCAGCUGCCCCGGGCAACCCAGCAAGUGCGUGACGAUCCCCCGGUCGCUGGACGGGAGGCUGCAGGUGUCCCACAGGAAGGGUCUGCCCCACGUCAUCUACUGCAGGGUGUGGCGCUGGCCCGACCUGCAGUCCCACCACGAGCUGAAGGCCCUGGAGUGCUGCGAGUUCCCCUUCGGCUCCAAGCAGAAGGACAUCUGCGUCAACCCCUACCACUACAGGCGCGUGGAGACUCCAGUGCUGCCUCCGGUUCUGGUCCCACGCCACAGCGAGUUCAACCCCCAGCACAGCUUGCUGGCAAAGUUCAGGAACGCCUCCCUGCACAACGAGCCUCUGAUGCCCCAGAACGCCACCUACCCAGACUCCUUCCCUCCACUGCCCUGCUCCUCCUUCUCCUCCUCCCCUUCCUCCUCCCUCGCCCAGUCUCCCACCUCCCAGAGUUACCCCAACUCCCCCAACAGCUCCGCGGAGCCCGGCAGUCCGUAUCACAUUGCAGCUGAGACUCCCCCGCCUCCGUACAGCAUGAUGGAGAGCAGCCCGCCAGAGGAUGUGAAGCCCAGCAACUCCACAGAAACCAUCAAACUGACAUUUUCCGCUCCACACAGAGAUUUACGGCCCGUGUGUUACGAGGAACCAGAGUACUGGUGUUCGGUAGCUUACUACGAGCUCAACAACCGGGUCGGCGAGACUUUCCACGCGUCGUCCCGCAGCGUCCUGGUGGACGGCUUCACAGACCCAUCCAACAACAAGAACCGCUUCUGCCUCGGCCUGCUUUCCAACGUCAACCGCAACUCCACCAUCGAGCACACACGCAGGCACAUAGGCAAAGGCUUGCAUCUAUACUACGUCGGCGGCGAGGUGUACGCAGAGUGUCUGAGCGACAGCAGCAUCUUCGUCCAGAGCCGUAACUGUAACUUCCAGCAUGGCUUCCACGCCACCACCGUGUGCAAGAUCCCCAGCGGCUGCAGCCUCAAGAUCUUUAACAACCAGCUGUUCGCCCAGCUCCUCGCCCAGUCUGUCAACCACGGCUUUGAGGUCGUCUACGAGCUCACUAAGAUGUGUACCAUCCGCAUGAGCUUUGUCAAGGGCUGGGGUGCUGAAUACCACCGUCAAGAUGUGACCAGCACCCCCUGCUGGAUCGAGGUACACCUGCACGGGCCCCUGCAAUGGCUGGACAAGGUCCUCACGCAGAUGGGCUCCCCGCACAACCCUAUUUCUUCAGUGUCAUAACACACACUCACACAGGUAGUCGUAGGUUCUGUAUAUUCUGCUAUGUCCAGAUUUUCUGUCCUAUGGUCCCUCUCCUGACCUCUCAAACAAAAUAACAAAAAUAUGUUAGCCAGAGCUGUGUCGCAUCAUGCUGCAUAACUGAAAAUCACAGAGGAUACGCAGACAAUUUACAGCUCAUGUAGUUAAAUGAUCAAGUGUUCCUUAAUUUUAGUAAGACUAUGAUAAAGCAUUUAUCCUCUCUGAUUUCAUCGGGACGUUAACUGCACUCCAAGACAAGAAAAAAUGGGAUAUAUUUAUAGGUACUCAAAGACUUGUUAUUAUGUGUUGUAAAUGUUAUUCUGGUAGUAUGUACUGUAUGUCCAUGUGUUGACUGAUGUCUGACUUUGUGUACUGGUUGCUUUUUACUUGGUCCAUUAAAGUUGUUUUUUCUU